GGGAGUUACAGAGUUAUUACGAAACAAAAUACCGAGCAGAGACCUUGCACUUUGUCUUGGUUUUCUCGGUUCUUGUUGUUUGAGAGAAUAAAACAAGAAGCGUUAAUGGCAGAGCAACUCACAGAAGAGCAGAUCUCGGAGUUCAAGGAAGCUUUUAGCCUCUUCGAUAAGGAUGGAGAUGGUUGCAUCACCACCAAAGAGUUGGGUACUGUGAUGAGAUCAUUGGGGCAAAAUCCAACUGAGGCUGAACUCCAGGAUAUGAUCAAUGAGGUUGAUGCUGAUCAAAACGGAACAAUUGAUUUCCCUGAGUUCUUGAAUUUGAUGGCACGGAAAAUGAAGGACACUGAUUCUGAGGAAGAAUUGAAGGAAGCCUUCAAGGUGUUUGACAAAGACCAAAAUGGUUACAUUUCAGCUGCAGAGCUGCGGCAUGUAAUGACAAAUCUGGGAGAGAAAUUGACAGAUGAGGAAGUGGAUGAGAUGAUCCGAGAGGCAGAUGUGGACGGUGAUGGCCAGGUCGAUUACCAGGAGUUUGUGAGGAUGAUGCUAGCCAAGUGAAGGCAGUUGGUGUUGAUGAUUUGAGUACGGGAAACAAACUGAACCUAUAAUGUAGAUGCCAGCAGUAGCAAAACAAACCAUUUACUUUUAGCUCGCGCUUUGUGUGGACCUGUUCUCUGUAGACCUAAUUUGAUCAUUUGUUUCUGUUUCUUUUAAAUAGUGAUGACUGUGUUACAUGCUCAUAUAGAGCUUUGAAUUUUUCCUUUCUGUGAUGGCAAUAGAUGGGUUUGGUAAGGCCUGAUCAGUUUUAGGU
Telopea speciosissima is the source of this 808-nucleotide messenger RNA. Its product is annotated as calmodulin-like. Gene Ontology annotation, molecular function: enzyme regulator activity; calcium ion binding. The transcript has 4 exons. Lineage: Eukaryota; Viridiplantae; Streptophyta; Magnoliopsida; Proteales; Proteaceae. The record is from RefSeq and is a predicted model, not a curated record. Bases 106 to 555 code for a protein of 149 amino acids.